Ophidiomyces ophidiicola is the source of this 1506-nucleotide messenger RNA. It is a transcript of the gene SF3A3, whose product is annotated as Splicing factor 3A subunit 3. The record is from RefSeq and is a predicted model, not a curated record. Gene Ontology annotation, cellular component: nucleus; spliceosomal complex. The transcript is spliced from 3 exons. Gene Ontology annotation, molecular function: zinc ion binding; RNA binding. Gene Ontology annotation, biological process: mRNA splicing, via spliceosome. The coding region runs from base 1 to 1506 and encodes 501 amino acids. Lineage: Eukaryota; Fungi; Ascomycota; Eurotiomycetes; Onygenales; Onygenaceae.
AUGUUGGUGGAAGAUCAGAGGUUUAUCCAUGAAGAUCUCGAGAGGCUUGAGCAAGGCAUUAGUGACAGAAUAUUGGAGGAGCCUCGAAAUAUAAGAGACAGGUUAAAUAGAGACCAUCAGAUCUCUGGAUUCUUGGAUCGAAUACAUGGACAAUCAGAGCGCCUCCUCGAUAUUUACAAUGAUACAGACGGACUUCGUGCGAGGGAAAUCCAAGCUAUAUCGGCUGGCGACCCAUUUGAAGAAUUCUACAAACAACUGGAGGAAAUAAAGGACUUUCAUCGACGAUAUCCGAAUGAGCCUGUUGAAAAUCUAGAACGAGCGUACAGGAGAAGGCAAGAUGGGGAAACCUUGGUAUCAGCGGUAGAUCAUAUGUUCACCGGAGAAGAGUCCUACGGCCAAUUUUUCGAUCUCACUACGAUUCAUGAAGAGUAUUUAAAUCUUCCUGGGGUUAAAAGAUUGACAUAUUUGCAAUUUCUCGACCAGUUUGACAUCUUCACCCAACCGCAGUUACCGAUUAAGAGAGACACGAAAUUAACGGAUACGUAUUUCAAGUACGUAGGGAAUCUUUCGGGCUAUUUAGAAAGUUUUAUAAAACGUGUCAAGCCAUUGGAGCCUCUAGAUGAGUUCUUUGAAAAACUCGAUGAGGAAUUCGAGAGCCUCUGGGAGGCAAAGGAAGUCCCUGGUUGGGAAGACGAGGAUUCAGCUAAGGCCUCGUCGGCUCCAAAGACUGAAGGAUCUGGGGAAGGUAUAUGGUGCCCGGACUGUGAAAAAGAGUUCAAAAAUGAUAACGUAUAUAAAAACCACCUCACUGGCAGGAAACAUAUACGAGCGGCGGAAGCACGAAAAGCCAACGGUACCACUGAAACCAACAACUCUAAACCUAACGGGGCUGGGACUGCGGUCCGUCAUUUAAAAGAAAAGGCUAUUGCCGAGCGCGAAUAUCGGAUCCAGUCGCUAGCAAAAGCUCUCCUGAAGGAGAGAGACGCAACUCGUGUUAAUGUCGAGAGAAAGCAAGGAAUGACAGAACGUGAACGUCAGAUGGAACUUGAAGCUCUCAUGGCGGAUACUGGAGAUAUGGAUCCGCUUCGUCGUGACGAAGACUCAGACAGCGAUAGUGAAGAAAAGAUAUACAACCCCCUUAAGUUACCAUUGGCUUGGGAUGGAAAACCAAUUCCUUACUGGCUCUACAAACUUCAUGGUUUGGGAGUGGAAUUGCCCUGCGAAAUAUGUGGCAAUUUUGUGUAUAUGGGUCGACGUGCUUUCGAUAAACACUUUUCCGAAGCAAGACACAUCUACGGUCUGCGUUGCCUUGGCAUCACCCAGCAAACAAGUUUGUUUAGGGAGAUUACAAAGAUCGAAGAUGCCUUACGUCUCUGGGAGAAGCUUGAACGGGAUAGGAAGAAGGAGAAAGACUCUCGGGAGAACGUAGUUCAAAUGGAGGAUGCUGAGGGAAACGUGAUGCCGGAGCGUAUCUACUACGAUCUUCAGAAGCAGGGUAUCUUGUAA